AUGGUGAAAAUAUCUCUUCAAAUUCGUGCGACUCUAGAAUGUGUAGAAAAAUUAUAUACUAAUCAUCCACAUUAUCAAUGGUUCUUAAAAUUAAAAUGCGGCAACUGUGGUGAAGUUACCGAUAAGUUUCACGAUCUUACUGAAGCGGAAAAAGUGCCGCAAAAGCAUAAUAGAUCAGAAACAAACUUACUUAUAAAGUGCAAAUUAUGUUCCAGAGAAAAUAGCAUAGAUGUUAUCGAAGGAAGCAAUGCUGCUUUUACAAGCAAUGAUGUAGGCAAAUUCAAAUCUAUCGUAACAUUUGACUGCAGAGGAGUAGAGCCUGUUGACUUUGAACCAAAGUCUGGUUGGAUUGCCGAAGCAGAAGAGAAUGGUAAAAAAUUUGAAGAUGUUGAUUUAACUGACAAAGAAUGGGUGGACUAUGAUGAGAAGAAUAAAACAUCAGUUGGAGUUUAUGAAUUGGAAUGGCAAUUUGUGAAAGUUAAG
Molecule: messenger RNA, 483 nt
Organism: Brenthis ino (lesser marbled fritillary)
Lineage: Eukaryota; Metazoa; Arthropoda; Insecta; Lepidoptera; Nymphalidae
Source: the annotation of a GenBank genome assembly